UGCCACUUGUACAAACACAAAAGGGUCCAUCUCAUUUGAUCACUUAUCUCAUCACUUAUCAGUCAAUUGAUAACGACAAUCCUCGGCCGUCUGUUCGUCUGUUCGCAGUGUUCUCGCGACCGCCGACACGAGAAGAUCAUUAUACACGCAUACAAGAUGACAGACACGAGCGCGAGCCUGCAGCCGGGCGCGGUGAUCCGGCCGGUCAUCGACCCCGAGGGCGUGCAGCUCCUGGCGGAGAGGCUCUACGGGAUCAGCGUGCUGGAGCUCACGGAACUCAACGGCUACGACGACAGGAACUUCCGCAUCACAGAGGACCCGAACGUGAAGAACCCCCUCAUCACCACGCACAGCCAGCACGGCUACGUGCUCAAGAUCAUGAACUCCAUGGACUCGCAGAACGUGGGCGUCGUCGAGGCGCAGAACGAAAUCAUGAACUUCCUCAAUGCUCGCGGCGUGGUAUGUCCAAAGCCAGUACGCAACGUGUACGGCCACCUGCACUCCAUCGAGACCCUCAACGGUCAGCGGCACGCCGUGCGUCUGCUGGAGUAUGUACCUGGCGAGUUGCUCAAGGAUGUGCCGAAGACGGAAGCCUUGUUCUAUCAGCUUGGAGAGUUCGUCGCUAAUCUUGAUAAUAAACUGCAGAACUUCAACCACUCGGGGCUGGUCUCCCGCGAGCACAUCUGGAUGCUGACGAAGGUGCCGGAGCUGGACCAGUUCAAGUCCGCUGUCAAGGAGCAGGACAAGCUAGAGCUAGCGGAAGAGGUGAUCGAAGAGUUCAAGUACGCGGUGGUCCCGCGCCUGGACGAGCUGGAGCGCGGCGUCAUCCACGGAGACGUCAACGAGAUGAACAUCCUCGUCGCGCACAAGCCCGGCGGCAGUGAGAGCGAUUACCGCAUCUGUGGCAUCAUCGACUUCGGCGACAUUCAGUACUCGUACUACGUGUUCGAGCUGGCCAUUGCCAUGACGUACGUCAUGCUCAUCACCGGCGACCCCAAGGACGCCGGCUUCGUCCUCGCUGGGUACACCGUCAACAGGAGGCUGCCCGACGACGAGUACAGGCUGUUGAAGACCCUGAUCUCGUCGCGUUUGGUCCAAAGCCUGGUGCUCGGCGCGUAUACCAGGGAACAGGACCCCAACAACACGUACGUCUCCUCGACAGAGAAGGCCAACGGCUGGGAGCUGCUGAGGAAACUGCGUAAGUCCAAGCCAGAGGUCGACGACCCCACUGACUGGAAGACCAUCGCUAAUGAAUACCUCACUAGGAGCUAAUCUCCUACUAACUUCUGCCGUCCUGGUAUAAAUUAUUGUAUUAUACUUAAAAUGUUUAAUUGAUAAUUGUUAGUCAUUUGCUUUCUUUUGUAUACUGAGAAACUAGAAAUAGAAAUUAUAAUAUGUAUCCAACUCUACUAUAUUUAUCAUCAUCUGUUCGCAGAUAAUAUUAUUUACAAACUUGUAAAGCUUUCAUUAUUUUUAUUAAGCAGUAGUGUAAAAAUGAUUUCAAUUAGAUUUAAGGCAUAAAAAGUAUUAAAUAAAGACUUGUAAUGAUAUAA
Molecule: messenger RNA, 1553 nt
Organism: Plodia interpunctella (Indianmeal moth)
Lineage: Eukaryota; Metazoa; Arthropoda; Insecta; Lepidoptera; Pyralidae
Exons: 8
Coding region: 157-1272 (371 amino acids)
Molecular function (GO): amino acid kinase activity
Source: RefSeq, a predicted model, not a curated record